CGCCUGACAUCCUCGUUGAUUGUGAUCCAUUCUCUAGGAUCAUUCCUCGCGUUUUUUUUUUUGUCAUGAUGGUUGCCUGGCUGUUAUUGCUUCUAAUUGUUGGACAUGGCAUACCGACUGAAUCCUCCAUGGAACUCGGCCAACUCCCACAAGUAUCACAAGCUGUAGAUACCGCUGGUGAUUCUAAGAUCUUUCAACACCAAUUAAAACGAUUCGAGGGAGAUUUACCUAAUGAAUCACCUCACAGUCUGUGCUAUGUUGUGCUCGGAAACUUCCAGAGGUCUGGGAGCUGA
Molecule: messenger RNA, 293 nt
Organism: Puccinia graminis f. sp. tritici CRL 75-36-700-3
Lineage: Eukaryota; Fungi; Basidiomycota; Pucciniomycetes; Pucciniales; Pucciniaceae
Exons: 3
Coding region: 66-293 (75 amino acids)
Source: RefSeq, a predicted model, not a curated record